GUGAUCAAUCUCCAUCCGUCUCCAUUAGAAAUCACCUUUAACAGCCUGACAGACGACCAGGAGCCCCCCUGAAAAAGCAAAUGAGUUUGAACCGCGCGGCCGUAAAAAACGCCCGGAACCGCGGCGAGGACGCGCUGAGCUGUCUGCGCCUUUUCCAUCCGUGAUGCCGCUGGCUUUGCUCACUCUGUGGUUUUGAGCAAGUCUGCAGACUUCCUCCUGCUGGAUAAUUUCACUUUGGGUCCGAGGACUCCGGGGGAGAAGAGAAAGGCGUUAAACGAGUGACUCGCUCCGCUCCUCCGCUCCGCCAAGCUGCAGCAUCGGGGGAAGCUGAACCACUGGCCUGAGCUGGGUGGAGCAGUGACCGCCUGUAGCAUGAUGUCCUACCUCAAACAGCCCCCCUAUGGGGUGAACGGCCUGGGGCUGAGCGGCGCGGCCAUGGACCUGCUGCACCCCUCGGUGGGGUAUCCAGCGACGCCCAGGAAGCAACGGAGGGAGCGGACCACGUUCACCCGCUCCCAGCUGGACGUCCUGGAGGCGCUGUUCGCUAAAACCCGCUACCCGGACAUCUUCAUGCGGGAGGAGGUGGCGCUGAAAAUCAACCUGCCGGAGUCCCGAGUUCAGGUGUGGUUCAAGAACAGGAGGGCAAAGUGUCGCCAGCAGCAGCAGAGCGGCAGCAGCGCCAAGGCCAGGCCGCCCAAGAAGAAGUCCUCUCCGGCCCGGGAGAGCACCGGAUCGGAGAGCAGCGGCCAGUUCACCCCUCCGGCCGUCUCCAGUGCUGCCUGCUCCUCCUCCUCCUCCACCUCGUCCACCAACCACUCCGGCCCUGCAGCUCUUAGCAGCACCUCUACCUCCAUCAGCACGGUUUCCUCCAUCUGGAGCCCGGCCAUCUCUCCAGGAAACGCCCCUGCUCCCGCCGUCGCCCCGCUCCCUGAGCCCGGACCCCCGUCCAACGCCUCCUGCAUGCAGCGUUCGAUGUCUGGCUCUGCAGCUGCCGCCACCUCCUACCCCAUGUCCUACAACCAGACGCCGGGCUACGGCCAGGGCUACCCCACCCCCUCCAGCUCCUACUUCAGCAGCGUAGACUGUGGCUCCUACCUGGCCCCCAUGCAUUCCCACCACCACCCCCACCAGCUGAGCCCCAUGACGGCCUCCUCAAUGUCUGGCCAUCCGCACCACCACAUCAGCCAGUCGUCGGGGCACCACCACCAUCACCACCACCACCAGGCCUACGGCGGUUCCAGCCUGGCCUUCAACUCAUCCGACUGCCUGGAUUACAAAGAGCAGACUGCAGCCUCCUCAUGGAAGCUCAACUUUAACGCCACGGACUGCUUGGACUACAAAGACCAGGCUUCCUGGAGGUUCCAGGUCUUGUGAUCAGCCUUUUCUGGGCCCCUUUCCCAUCCUGCUCCCACUUCUUUCCUUUUUCCAGAUUAGUUUGUUGCUUGUUAUUAAAAAACAAAGAGUUUAUGAACCGUAACGAUAGCAGCAGGAAUGCUCAGCAGUCGAACUGCUUUUUCCUCCCACCUGUCCUCCAUAUCUAAACAAAAAAAAAGAAAAACAACAAAAAAGAAAAAAAGAGUCCUGUUGAGCAUCGGGGAGCAGCUUUGUGACGACAAAGAGUGGCUUUAUAAAAAAAAACAAGUUAUUUCAACAAACUCCUUUUGACCAGCAGCCCUCUGGAUGAGAGGAAUAUUUUCCCUCUGGUUCACCGACGGGAACAAAGCCCCCGCUGUGCCCCCCUCCCCUCUUCUCCCUCCAACCCCCAUCCACUUCUGUACAGUUUUUAUUUCUCAAAUUUGUUAUUUUAGGACAACAGAGAUUUUUUUUUUUUUUUUAGUCAGCUACAGCGAGGAGCUGAAGUAUGUAAAUAUCUAUUUGGGUCAGUUACAGUGACCAUGUUUAGUCGCUUUCUUUUCCUGAAUUUAAGAUUGUUUAUAAUAACUUUGGGAAGAAAAAAAAAGAAGCUGUAUGUAAAUCUUUCUAAAUAUUCCAAAGAUGAUAAAUUGGCCAUGAGGUUGAGCUUUUAUUCCAAGGGGGGCAGAAAAAGAGAAGAAAAUUUGACAUGUUUUGGAUUUAAGGAAAAAGAGAAAAUAGAAAAUGCUUCUGAUCGGAUCCAGACUUUAUUCCAGCCUUUUCAUUUUCCAAGCAGAUCUCCUCUUUGGAGCUUUGAGAUAUGGGACGUUUGAACGGCAGCAGCACUUGGCUUAAUCCUGGAGUCAAAGUAUUUUAUUUUUUCUUUUUUUUCCCUUUUUUUGGGAGGAGGGGGGGAGUUUUAAUGCUCCAAAAUAGAGGGAGAGAUGUUGAAUGUAUCUUAAAAGCAACCACACUUGCAUACAUGUUCAUCCAAUAAAGAUCCCUUAAGUCAAAAUUAAUUUUCCAUAAGUGGAUUCUGUCUGUUAGAGCUUUUUUUUUUUUUUUUUCCAGAAGCUUGUACAAACCUAAAUGACAACAUCCACACUCCUGUUUUCUCCUGUCUAGCAGUCACACUUUUAUUUCAAGGCUUGUUUAUUUUGUUUCUCUCUAAUUAUGGCGCGUUUAAUGCAAAUUGGUGCGUAAUUAAAACAAGCCUUGAACGCAUGUAGGGGCCCGCAUUUCCAUUUUAGAGAGCCGGAUGUUUAAUCCUCUCUGCCUGCCUUAAAUUGAAACACUAACGUCUCUCCUUGCUUUAGGGAGGUUAAUGUUUUUUUUUAUUUAUUUUUAUUUUGACUCUGUCGUUUAGCGAGGAGGGGGGAAACAAAACACAAGGAAGCCGGAAGACAUUUGAUCGAGGCGUAAUUGAACGCACCGCAGUAAUUGCGUGAUAAUUACUGCUGGUUUCUCCAAAAUAACCCGCAGGAAUCUCGGGGUCUGUGAUGCGGUAAUUAGGGAGGUGGGGCCAGGUUAGGGGGUCACAUGUUAGGAGGAGACUUCAUCUCUUCUAAAGGCCGCACUGAGCUCAAAUACCUUCAUUUGCCCUGAAAAUAAUUAGACUUUUAGUCUUUGUCUAACAUUUGUUAUUAAGAAACUAAAAAGAAACAUAAAUGUGUACAUUUUUUUUUGUCACAUAAAAUUUU
This is a messenger RNA of Cyprinodon variegatus (sheepshead minnow), 3053 nucleotides long. RefSeq names its product homeobox protein OTX1 B (gene otx1). Gene Ontology annotation, cellular component: nucleus. Bases 373 to 1374 code for a protein of 333 amino acids. Gene Ontology annotation, molecular function: RNA polymerase II cis-regulatory region sequence-specific DNA binding; DNA-binding transcription factor activity, RNA polymerase II-specific. The transcript has 4 exons. Gene Ontology annotation, biological process: multicellular organism development; regulation of transcription by RNA polymerase II. The record is from RefSeq and is a predicted model, not a curated record. NCBI's taxonomy places the organism in Eukaryota, Metazoa, Chordata, Actinopteri, Cyprinodontiformes, Cyprinodontidae.